Molecule: messenger RNA, 273 nt
Organism: Plectropomus leopardus (leopard coralgrouper)
Lineage: Eukaryota; Metazoa; Chordata; Actinopteri; Perciformes; Serranidae
Source: RefSeq, a predicted model, not a curated record
GUGGGCUCACAGCGGUUCAGUGUUAACAUGCCCCAUAAGUUCAGUAUCCACAACUACAAGGUCCCCACGUUCUGCGACCACUGUGGCUCCCUGCUGUGGGGCCUCAUGAGGCAGGGCCUGCAGUGCAAAGUGUGUAAGAUGAAUGUGCACAGGCGGUGUGAGACCAAUGUAGCUCCUAACUGCGGUGUGGACGCCCGAGGAAUCGCCAAGGUCCUGUCUGACCUGGGAGUCACACCUGACAAGAUCUCCAACACCGCACAGCGCAGGAGGAAG